CCUGUUGUCGCUGGCUGAGCGGACAAGCUGGCUGCUGUAUCCGCCCGCUUCAUUGCUGCCACUGCUACAUUUCUUCUUCUGGAACAGACUGAGCUUCUCCUACAGAUACACCCUCGGCCUAGUGAACAGAGGCUUUAGUGAAACAAUGUCCGAGGAAAAAGAAGUCACGAAAUCCUCGGAGGAACAGCAGGAAAUGGAGGACAAAGUAGUCAGCCCAGAAAAAGCAGAGAAGCCUAAGUAUUUAAACUUUGGAGCCAAGCCAGGGGGCUCAGACUUUCUCAGGAAAAGACUUCAGAGGGGGCAAAAGUAUUUUGACUCUGGAGACUACAACAUGGCCAAGGCAAAAAUGAAGAAUAAACAGCUGCCGUUAGCCCCUACGGAGAAUACUGAGAUCACAGGUGAUCACAUUCCAACACCUCAGGACCUCCCUCAGAGAAAGACUUCCAUUGUUGCCAGCAAACUGGCUGGUUGAUGGUUUUAUAUUUACUCUUUUGCUACCAUUCCUUUGCCCAAUUUAUAUACAAUUUAUAUUUACCUGCUGUUUUUCUCUUUGUAAGUAUUAAAGAACAAGUCAUGUCUUAAGCCAAAUACAGUUGACAAUUGUCAGGAGCUGAACUUGAAGAUAAAUCCAAAAACUAGUGACUCCACAUGUAAUUUCAAGACUUAAUUUAAAAAAGUUAAAACUUAUAAUACUUACUGGUUGAUGUUGCAGUCAUGAGUUCCAUCUUGUUUUCACAUGUUUUUACUUUUAAGCAUAUGCCUCCAUACAUAUUGUUAAGCAGAUGGUGCAAAGGUCCUGUUUUCAUCAAUGCAGAGGAAUUUUGUUAUGGGAUUAUUGAUAAUUGAGGGAUAAUAUAGGACAGUAGAUGGAUAAAUAUUCCGUCUGCAUUGGUGUAUGUGAAAAGUAGAACCAUAAUUUACAGAUGUUACUUUUGAAACUGAAUGGAGGCAUGUCUUUUUAAGUAAUGAAAAGUGAAGUCAUCUUUUUCCUGUUUUAGUCAACCUUAUGUGUCUUUUUCACUGUGUAAUUCUAUUUAAUUAUUUGCUUGAAGACUAGAUGAUACAUGCUUUGUAGCCACUUGUGUUAGUCAUACUAGAAACAUUGGUUUGCAAUGACUUGCUGCUGGUCUCCACCUCAUACUGACCUCUAAAAUUGCCUUAAUUUAAUGAACCGCUAUUCCUCUUGAGCAAUAUUUGCUCCCUCAGUGAGAAUCUUGGUUGUAUGUCUUGCCUGAAAUAUCUUUCUGACUGGAAUCACUUAGGAUUUUAUAGGAAGAAACUCCCAGGACAUGUCUGAACUGUGCAUUUGCAUUUGCUGUGCAGACACACUUUGCCAUUUGUUUUGUAAAUAAAAUAGUUUUGCAUAAUAACUUA
This is a messenger RNA of Melanotaenia boesemani (Boeseman's rainbowfish), 1374 nucleotides long. Its product is annotated as cAMP-regulated phosphoprotein 19-like. Gene Ontology annotation, cellular component: cytoplasm. NCBI's taxonomy places the organism in Eukaryota, Metazoa, Chordata, Actinopteri, Atheriniformes, Melanotaeniidae. Gene Ontology annotation, molecular function: protein phosphatase inhibitor activity. The record is from RefSeq and is a predicted model, not a curated record. The transcript is spliced from 3 exons. The coding region runs from base 146 to 472 and encodes 108 amino acids.